This is a messenger RNA of Dermacentor silvarum, 1845 nucleotides long. RefSeq lists its product as uncharacterized. NCBI's taxonomy places the organism in Eukaryota, Metazoa, Arthropoda, Arachnida, Ixodida, Ixodidae. Bases 142 to 687 code for a protein of 181 amino acids. The record is from RefSeq and is a predicted model, not a curated record. The transcript is spliced from 2 exons.
UGAUUCACUAGCCAACCGGAGUAGUGGUGCCGUGGUGUAGCCGUAGUACCGUAGUUUGAAAGAAUAGCCAGUCAGAAGCCAAUUGCAGCCGAUAUAAGUUUACACCAAGCCAACAAACCGCUAGCUCAAAACAUCGGUGUUAUGUCCCGUUUUUUAAAACACAGUAAAGUGUUCGACGACUCCAAGGGCCGUUUCUUUCUCGUUUUGUUAACAGAGGAGAAUGACGCAAGGCUGUCUAAGCUUAACUUGUCCAUAACAGACGGCAACACCGUUUGGAAAGCAUCGACAAGCUUCGAGGAAUCGUGCGGAUCGCUUAACUCCCGUCGCGAAGAAAACGUUAAGCAUUUAAUAAGGCGUAUCAGCAACUGCAGACUCGAAACUUGCGAUGACACGGAUGAACUGUCCGUCACGCUCGUUCCUCCUGGAAAAACCUACGAGCUCAAGUUCAAGAAGGCUACUAGUGCGAGUGCAACGCUAGAACGUCUUGACCUGCUAGUAGCCGUCGCCGACGCCGGUGAUCUCAAGACACUUGUGGACUCUGUCGAUAAUGACACCAUGGUGGCGGUCGCGUCAGCUAAGAGGAGCAAAUCUCGCAAGGAAGCUGUACCCGUGGAGAAAGAAGGCAUGAGUCUACUAAAUCCCAGAAGUAGAAAAAUACCGACGAGCAGGGGUAUUGAUUUCGACUGACUGAUACAGGCCAUACGAAUUGCCCCAACCAAGUAGACCUUUAGGGUCUGAGCGGAGGGUGUGAAUCCUUUAAGCAUGAUUGGUUUUCUUGCGCUCUCUUGGCUCCGUGUUCCGUCGUUGAUUGAUUAUCUGUCAGAUCUAUGUGCAUGUCACCCCCAGCUUCAGCGCAAGCGUGCGAGUUAUUGAGCCAGUGAGACAAGCAUUGCAUAUAUUUUUCGUCUAGAGCUGGGAGAACAUGUGUGGCUGGUUGGUGCUUGCUUAAGAACAUAAUGCAGGGCAUAGACACAGCAAUGGAAAAAUUAAACACACACAGACACACAUCGCAGCCGCUACUACCUACUACUUUAUUCGAGAGGCAACAAGUUCACUUUAUAUAUUUUUCCCAAUGCUCAGAUGCCGCAGCCACAUCAGGAAGGGUGCAUAGCACGUUUGUGAAAAACUCGAAAAAUCUAUUUCUAAGAAGCUGCGCUCCACAUUAUGCAACACAAGUGGAAGUCUGACUUAGACAUGCAUUACUUUUUCUUUAAUGUGAAAUGCUUCCAAACGUUCCUGUACUGUUCUAUCUUUGCUCGCGCCCAGGAUCCUCGCAUCAUAAAAUUCGCACCGACAAGGGCAGGAUUUGCAGUGUGCAGAAAGAUGUGCAGUCAAGCCCGUCAGUUCAUUAGCAUGCUCCCUCAUUCGUGUAAUUAACGCAGCAAUGAGUUUGCCCUAUAAGCAACUUCACUGGUGAACUGCAUAAAGUUUGGCGUGUGUCACUUGGCAGCCCAUCUUUGAAACUGUUUGUGAUGUGAGGACAAAGUUGAUCAUCAGUCGUUUGGCAACAAAGAGCGCGACAGGGCGGUUUCAAUAUGUGGAACCACAAUUAUUACUAUUCCGCCCUGGCAUGAAACUUUGCAUCAUUUAUCAACCGCAACAAUAGCACACUGUGCGUGGUGUUGUUAUAGAUGUCAUACGUGUGUAUUUAUCUCUCUCCAGACAACAAUCACAACAUUUUUUUUUUUUUACAUUGUGGCUCAUUGUCUGCACACAGGACAUGAAUUACAGUCUCUGGCCUCUCUGAUCUUCCUGUGCACUGUUCCUGAUGUGGCAUCCACGCAUCUGGAAAAAUAUAUAUUGGCUUCUCACUGCCUGUCGAAUAAAGUAGUUGUUCGUAAUGCC